AUUCAUUCCUGGGGAAUGACAUUGCUUCCUUAUCUGGCUGAAAUCAGUCUGAGAAGGAGGACUGUUGUUUCUAAUGAAGAAAGAGCUCCACCCUCGGCCGCUGCCACAGCUUCUCUGCCAAUAAAUAAGAGCAAAGCCUUUGUCCUCCAAGUACCUCCAAAAUGGAUGCUUUUCAGGGGAUUGUAAAGUUCCUCCUCAACCAGAAGACGGUUAUUGGCUACAGCUUCAUGGCUCUGCUGACCGUGGGAGGUGAGCGUCUCUUUUCACUCGUGGCUUUUAAGUGUCCCUGCAGCACUGAGAACGUGGUCUACGGACUGGUUUUCCUCUUUGCUCCUGCCUGGGUGUUAUUGAUCCUGGGAUUCUUUCUGAACAACAGAUCCUGGAAACUCUUCACAGGCUGCUGUGUGAAUCCCAGGAAAAUCUUCCCCAGAGGCCACAACUGCCGCUUUUUCCAUGUCCUCGGCCAGAUCACUCUGAGUUCACUGGUGGCUCCAGUGAUGUGGCUUUCUGUGGCUUUGCUCAAUGGGACUUUCUAUGAAUGUGCCGUGAGCGGGACCACAAGUUCAAGACUCCUGAGACUGAUCUGCAAGGACAAACCCACAGAGUGCUGGAAAGAACUUCACAAAGUAUCUUGCGGCAAAACCAGCAUGACCCCCACAGACAACGAGGAACUGAAGCUGUCCCUGCAAGCCCAGUCUCAGAUUCUAGGAUGGUUCCUGAUUUGCUCAGCAUCCUUCUUCUCUCUGCUCACCACUUGUGUCACUCGCUGCCGAUCUAAAGUUAGCUACCUUCAGCUGGAUUUUUGGAAGACGUAUAAACAAAAAGAGAAGGAGCAGUUGGAAAAUACAUUCCUGGACUAUGCCAAAAAGCUGAGCGAGAGAAACCUGAAAUGCUUCUUUGAAAACAAGAGGCCAGAUGACUUCCCCUUGCCCACCUUUGCAGCCUGGGAGGCUGCUUCAGAGCUACAUUCUUUCCACCAAAGCCGGCAACACUACAGCACCCUCCACAGGGUGGUGGAGGACGGUCUGGAACAUAGCCCUGAGGACGAUGAGACCACAAUGGUACUUGUGGGUACUGCCCACAACGUGUAGCUCAUCAUCACUGACUCGCAGUGUCCAACAGUACAGUCAUUCUGACAUCUUCCCACAGUCACCAGCUACCUGAGUAUCUCUGCGUUUUCUCACAUUUAGUGUUUCCUUACAAGACAAUUACCCAAAGGGAAGCAGGUUUACAGCUCCCACUGCAGACAGUGUCAAGUGCUCAGACUGAUGCUGAAUGACUGGCCAAGGGUGGUGACAAAAGUGCUUUUGCAUUGGUUGUGGUUUGGGCUCAGUGGCUUCAAGUUCUAAGAUUUCACGAUUGACAGUGAGACUCAUGCAAGAUGUUCUGCUGCUCUGUGUAAAUAUUGGUCAUGGCAUCUGGGGGCAGGUACUCUUAAUAGUGAGUGAGCGAGGUACUCUUAACAGACAGCUGUGCAGUGGAAUCUGCAGUGUAGUCACAGUGGAAAUCCUUCUGUAAAUCUCUCCUGCCUCUCAAGGAUGUACGAAAUUCUAUGGCUUGAAAUUCAUUUCUUUGGAAUCUGAAGACCUCGUUUCUCAAAAAUAACACAUUGAAAGGAUAUGAUACCUAAAAUUCAGUGCUUUUCACAUGUUUCGACUCUGUACUGAAAGUAGACCCCUAUAUUCAGGGCUGUAUUAUGAUUUUUGUGGGCUCUAGGCACUUUUGCCUUCAUGGACCAGUUUCUACAUUAAAAAGUACACGCAUACACAUACACACAAGCACACACAUGUAUAUACAGACAUAUAUUUAUGACUGUAUUGAUAUAAAAUCAUAUACAUUAAUAUUAAUGUUAAAGCUUUUUUUCAACCUUAAAGUUCGUUUAUUUCCUUGUGAUUUUAUAAGAAACUAAAAAUGUUUUUGUGGGCCCCUACAGAAUGCAAAUUUUGCAGUCUAUUAUGUAAUACAUCCAUGUUAGUUUAAAUAUAUAUAUUAAUUCCCUCUAAAUCUCUGAGUGGAAUUGAUAUUUAAAGAAGAGGCACCAUGUUGUAUGCUGUGGCUCACACCUCCCACCACAGAGAGUCCUUGCCUUCUAGUUUGAGAAUCCUGGGAAUGAACUCCUUAUUACCAUGGAACUUUAUCCCAGGUUGGGGGAAGGACCCUGAGGUAAAAGACCUGGAACAUGUCCUGGGGAACUUGGAGGUGCAGAGUCAGGUUGUGUGUGUAGGUGGGAGAGUGGGACAUGGGGGCUGGGAGUUGCAAUAUUUGAAAUAUUACUUGGGUUUUAAACAUGGUGUGUGAUAAAAUGUUUAACAACUGGCUCUUGGAGAAAAAAAAGCCCUGAUUCAAAGUGUUUGCCAAUUUCUGUGAUGCAAUUUCAAGUUACCAAGGUGAUGGCACUGAAGGCAGAGUUAGGAAGAGAUGCUAACCAUGGGCUCUAUGAGCUGAUAUGAACUUUCUAAAAAGGUUUAACAGGUAGCAUUUUUUUGCAUUUAUUUUGCUUCUAACCAAGCCAUCUUUGGUGCAUCUGGGUUUCACUGUAACAAAACCAAACCAAACCAAACCAUGGUAAAUGAAAAUAUGGCUCAAUGGCUCUGAUUGAGAGAUGGGUCUUUUUCCCUUCUCCUUGAUUCUGGCUUUAACAAACCAAUAGAAUGAAGCAGAAGUUAAGCCAGAUUGCAAAACUGUUGCAGUUAAGCCUUGGUUUCUGGCAGUGCUCAGCCUGCUGAAAGCCAGCCAGCAGACAGGAAGUGCAAUUACCCUGAAUGUCCCAAACUCUGAAGAAGACCAAGUUAGCCAAGUGGAGAGACAGAGUGAGGAGAGAGAGAGAGAGAAAGAGAGAGAGAGAGAGAAAGAGAGAGAGAGAGACAGAUGGUACUUGGCCAGCCCCAACUGUUUGAGUCGUUCUAGCCUAGGUGCCAGGCAUGCGAGUGAAGAAGCCAUUUUGGACAUUCCAGCCUCAGGAGACAUGACGUGGACCAGAACCAGGGAACCCAACCAACAGCCAGAAAAAAGACCCCAGAUCUAUGGUUUGAGGGAAGUCAUUCCAGACAUCCAGACUUUUGAGCUACCCCAUCUGAGGCUGCCGAUGUUAUUAAGGGGUCCUGGGUAUGUCCUGUCCAAAUCCCUUAUUCAGAAAAUCAUGAGCUUAAAUAAAUGUUUGUUGUUUUAAGCCAUCAAAUUUUGGAGCAAUAUGAAAUAAGAUAGCCUGAACACUAACACAUGAGGAUCAGAAUUUAUUAAAGAGAGAAAUCAGAGGCAAAUUGCGUUGAUAUAUAGACUUAUACCAAAAUUCGCCCUAUGCGUAGGUUUUUUCCUUACUAGUUUUUCCCUUUUGAUUCCAGUAAGCAGUAUCUCCUCCAUGAAAUGAUCUGAUAGAUGAUGAAUAGGUACCUCUCCGAACUGUCUCCACCAAAGCCUGAAGUACAAUUUAAAUUAUUUUGGGUUAAAUUUGGUUUGAGAGGAACACACUGCUGUGGGUUAAAUUCAAUUGAAAAUAAACAUAUUAUUUGUCAUUAAUGUCUAGGAAAAAAUGGGAGUGGAAGGUACAAGCCAGGCUGGCCUUGAGCAAGCCAAAACAGAUGGGUCUUCCAGUCUUGCUCCUCAGUGUUGUCUUCAGACCACCAGCAUCAGCAUCGUGAGGGAGCUAGUUAGUAAUGCAGAAUCAGACCCUACCUAGAACUGCUGAAUCGAGCCUGCAGUUUAACUUGACCUUAGGUGAUUCCUGUGCAACUUAGAUUUUAGAAGUGCUGGAGCAGAGGUUCUCAAACUUUAAGCCUUGUCAAAAUCAUUCGGAUGGCUUGUUAAAAUGUAGAUUGCUGAGUCUGACUGUCUGAUUUGGUAGGUCUGGGGUGAUGUGAGGGAAUUUGUGUUUUUAACAAGUUCUCAGGUGCUGCUGCUGCUGCUGGGCUAGGGAUCACAUCUUGAGAACAACUGCUGUAAGACACAGAGCAGGCCAUGCUGGGGAAUGUAGGCUAGAAGAAAAGCAGAAUCUUGGGCCCCGCCCCAGAUCUACUGAACUAGACAUUAUGCUGGCAUCAAUCUGUCUGAGAACAUGGGGUGACUUUCCAUUUAUUUUCCAUUUACUCAACACUACCUUUCAUCCUUUAAGGAUAUUUUAACGUUUUCCUCACAUAAGUUUUGCAAGUGUGCAUUUGUAGGUAUUCUUUGCUGCUGGUACAAAUGGUGUCUUUUUUUUGUGAUAUCUUCCAAGUGAUGGUUACUUGAGUACAUGAAAAAACUAUUACUUUCUGUGCAUCAAUUUUAUAUGCCUCUACCUUACUGAUUCUUGAUUAUUUUAUUAUUUGUGGAACUUUUCAGAAUUAUAAAAUAACAAUUUUGCAACCCCUAAGGACAUAAUGGAUCUAGACAAUAAAUAAUCUCUCAA
Messenger RNA from Vicugna pacos (alpaca), 4384 nucleotides. RefSeq names its product calcium homeostasis modulator family member 5 (gene CALHM5). Gene Ontology annotation, cellular component: plasma membrane. Gene Ontology annotation, molecular function: monoatomic cation channel activity. NCBI's taxonomy places the organism in Eukaryota, Metazoa, Chordata, Mammalia, Artiodactyla, Camelidae. The record is from RefSeq and is a predicted model, not a curated record.